Molecule: messenger RNA, 9691 nt
Organism: Paramuricea clavata
Lineage: Eukaryota; Metazoa; Cnidaria; Anthozoa; Malacalcyonacea; Plexauridae
Source: the annotation of a GenBank genome assembly
UGGAGUUGAUGAGAGUUGGCAAGCGAGAGUUUGCAUGCAUGAGAGUUUUCUCAGCUCUUAUUCCACGGUCAAAAUAACGAGAACAAGAGUUGCACGAGAGUUGAUGAGAGUUGAAUGGAUAUAUUAGUUACCGCGCGUAUAUAGGGAACUCUCAUCGUCGACUCCGUCAUCAACUAGUUAACGAGAGUCUGCCAUCCUCUAUAAUUCAGGCAAUCAAGCAAAAAUAGCCUCGUGUAGCGUGUCCUUAUCUGCAUGGGAUGGGUAUUUUUUGCCGGUUUGAAACUCGCCAACAGUUUCCCUGGUAACGUUUGAACUUAAUGAAAUCACCUGUUUUAAGCUGUAAACCACAAAUGGCAAAUCUAAAAGCUUUACUCGUAUCAGUGGUCAGGAUGAACCCAAACAAACACGUUUCGAAAGCUUUCGAUGACACGAAUCGUCUUAUUUCACAUGCUUUAGGACAAAACAAGCCAAAAUCAUCAUGGUAAGUGUUCCAAGUGAAUUCGGUGUCUUUUUUAUGCCGUAUAAGGCAGAAUUUGACGUGAAAAAGGGAUAGAAAAUUAGACGUUUUUAUUGCGUGCCUUGUGCAUAGCAACAUUGCGUCGAUAGGAAACUUAAUUGAUAUAAACCGCUAUAUGUGGCCACACAUAGCCAUAUUAACGUCGCUACUUCCUCGAUGUUUUGGAAAAAGUAUUCGCAUAAAACCGGAUUCAAUCCUGUUUCAUACACAAUGUAUAACGAUCCACAAAUCACAAAAAUCAAUCAAAUAUGCUGUUUAUACCAUCUUGUUUGUACCGUUUCAUCAAUCUCGCCAUGUUGUAUACGCGUAUAGGAAAAGUGUUUGGGGAAAUGCUUAUGUAACGUUGAAGAAGCUUUCGGAACAAAAAUAAAUACUAUUCGAUUUCUUAAGUGAAUGCAUAGGUUUCUAACUAAACAAUGACAAUCAUUUUAUGCUGAUAAAAAUAUGGAACAUAAGAUAUAGCUUAUGAGUUAUAGAUGAGAAAUUUUACACACAAAAAACUUUCUAAACAAAGACUUAAUCUGGGAGGGCAUUGCCAGCUACCAGAUGUAAUUUUCUAGUUUUAGAUCAUAUUAUACGCGACUAUCCAAAAAAUGGGGGUGCGGCGUCCUCCAGGGUUUACGCGCUAAUUAUUCGUAUAAAAUUUAUUUCUUGGAAUGCGCAUGAGUUAGAUAAUUGCACACCAGCAUCGGUCCAUUGCGCAGCGAUCGUUUCUGCAUUCCUCAGUAUUUUAUAAAGUAUAUAUACUCGUUCAAAGUUGGUAUAACUUUUCAGUUGAAUCGUAUUAUGUAUGUACUUUAGAUUGAACAAUUAGAUGCAUGUCAAUAUUAUUAAAGUAUUCAACUGUUUAAUCAUCCAUAUAUAGCUAUAUGCAUGUAUAUACAAUACCCAAUCAAAUUGCCCAUUUCGUUAAUUCAUGCAUGCUAUAGCACAUUUAGUAUUUUAAAUCUCCGUGAAAGCGGAAUAAUUUUGGAAUUCGAAAAGGAGUCAGGCAACCAGGCAAAAACAGCUUGUUCUUCGAAAACGUUUGGGUAUUUAAAUUAUAUUAGAUACUCCCCGUUCAAUGUUUUAUAAAUGAAUGGUUUGUUAGAUAAUCACAAUAGAGAACCAAAGUUUAUUUUGGUUUUAUUUUUCUCAUUCAUUCUUGUCAACAAAUCAAAACAACGCUAUAUAUAUAGUUGGGUUCACUAAAUGCAAGCUUUCAAUAACUUAUUGUUUAUAAUUAAAAUCAAUCCUAAUUCAUAAUACAUGAACAACUUAAAUCGCGCGCGGUGACUUGCUAGCCAAUAUAAUGCCUAACGCCUUAUAAUGCCUAGUGAUGUUUUGAUAUCAGUCCCCUGCAUUCAGUACCGUAGUCACUUGAAAUCGCUUAUCUGUAAUUUAUACUGGCUAGUCAGUUUAUCAGUUUUAAACUGUAAUUCUCGCUGAAAGUCCAGUAAGGAUCAACCCUUGUUGGUCCAGCGUUAUUUUUUACAGGAUAUACAUGCUUUAUUUAAUUAAAGAGGGGAAAAACACUAUUUACAUAGUUACCACUAAGGUAUUCUUCCCUAUAUGUCCCUUAUAAAGAUAUUAUGUAUAACUAUAUAUAUGUAUAUAUAUAUAUAUAUAUAUAUAUAUGACUGUACAUGUUUUUUAUGACCUGAUACCAAAGCAUUGACAAAGCACGACAUGUUUGUGAUAUAUACCGCAGGAAAAUUCAUCCAUAUGUUGUACUUUGUACUUUGUAGUUGAGUUGGAGAAAGAACUCUUUAAGUUUUAUUGUAAAAGAUGAAACCGUAUAAUAUUCAAUAGUUUCUGGAUCGGUAGGUAAGGGAUUGAAAAGACUUAACCACUAUAGGAUAUCUUAUAGGUUUGCUGAUAUCACUUUUAACUAAAGGGAGCUACCUCAAAUUGGUCUGAGCUGAUCAAAGAGUUCAAAUCGGUAUAUAAUACAAUCAUUUCCCAAGAACAAAUCGGGUAGGGUGAGCCACGGCCCUUCUCUAGCAAGCCUACAAAAAUUAAGAAGACUAACAGCGCCAUCUUUUUAAUCCUCAGUCUUGGUCUUGUAUCGUAUCCACGCGUCAUUGUGAAAACCGCAUUGACCUCUUCUCCAAUAACAAUUUUGAACAGGUUGUAAUAACCCGCUUUGCACCUGUUCUGGUUGCCCUUAACUUAACUUAAUAUGUGACAUUAAUCUGCACGCAUUUUGAGAUGAGAAACACUUACUUGGUAGAAGAUUGAAUUGCCUCGAUUCCGAGGACUACUGCAGUCUGAGUUACAAAGUUGUCGUAAGUACAUGCUUAAAAGAUGACGUAAGUACAUGCUUGCAAAUAUAUAAGUUUAGCACGCUGCCUUUGAAAUUUGUAAACGAACGUCCUGUGAUAUGUUUUUGAAUUUCUCCUGUGUUUAGCGAGGCAACCAAAAUGUCAGCAAUGGAAGAUCAGUGGGAGUUUUUCGUUGGCAGUGCGAAACAAAAAGCAGAGAGUCACACCAAGGCUUCAAGAUUCUGGGGCACAGUUGACACAUUUUUCGGACUUUCCCUCAUUUUCUUAUCAGGUAUUAUUAAUCAAAAUUUUACGAGCUGCAGAUAUUUCGACUUUAUUGCAAAAUCUUCUUCAGAUUAUUUCUGAGAUAGUCUCACAUUAUACUCCAAUCCUGAAGAAUGACAAAUGUUCUUUGUCUAACAUGAUGAGGUGGACAAAAAUAACCAAAUACGUGUUUGACACUGUUUCUGUGGUAACAUUUGGGACGUACUUCUACGCCCAAAGCAGCCUCCCACUUGCAAGCCACCGAUAUGGGGAAACACACUCAGUCCGGGCUUAACUUGGGGAAACUACAGUCUUCCUUUUAGCUUAAAGUCUUGAUUAAUUUUUGCACCGAAUAUUCUUAGUGAGCCAACUGACUCGGUAAAUCGUGGUUAUAAUUACUAGGCCUGUCCAUGGACAAUGUUGGCUGAAAAUUUUAAAUAAAGACGAAUCUGAUUCAACGUCAUUCGUACCAGAUCCGAAUCCUCAAAUUUAUUUUGAAUAAAAUUAGAUAAAGUAGAUAGAUGGAAUGCUGUUCCGUCGUAUUCUAUUAGAUUAUCAUUCAAUGCAGAUGUAAAUUUUAGAUCUCAAUGGCAUAUAUUUUGUAAAUUUUAGCACUGUAGUUUAGCAUGUAUUUAUAAGACAUUUAAAUACUUUUACUCGGACGUGCCGUCGCAGUGUACAAGAUUUUUGGAGUGAUUUGCCCUAACAUCAUACACAAGUUUCCGUGCGACGUAACGAAACGACAAGUUUCGUAAACAAUCUUUAGAGUGGCAUGUUAUGCUGGAAUAAACCUGGGUUAGUUUUCCUGGUGAAAAUUGGAGGUUUACUAAAAUAUUGCUACUUUUAGCUAGUACAACAGCUUUGGCUCUUCUCGACGGAGUCCCGAAAGAGGUCGUCGCUGGUGUCGGAGCCGUCUCCACCAUGUUGGCCGCGUCUGCGUCAUUUCUCAAAUCCUCCGACCGCCGACAACUUCACGAGAAGACCUCGAAAGGUUUCCGAUCUCUGAUGGUUAAAAUGAUCAGCUGUGAGUCGGAGAAAGAUUAUGAGAAGUAUUGGGCGGAUUUUAAUAGAGAGAUUAUGGACGAACCCAUGAUGCCACAGAAGUUCGCCAAGAGUUUCAAAAUGAAAUAUACCAUGACCCCAGAGCUACGAGAGGUAUGAACGAAGUCCCUUUAUUUAAGCCGGUUACAGACGAGCAAGUUUUCUAUGACACGUUUUUAUGUGACAAGUUUUAUUUGCUCGUCUGUACGCGCAACUUCGACAAUUUUUUCUAUGACAAGUGCACUUGUUCAAAAGCUAGCAUGCUAGCUAACAAGUGCAUGCACUUGUCAUAGAAAAAAUUGUUCGUACAAAUUUUGUUCGUCUGUAUCACUCAUUAACAAAGAAAACUUGUCAAAGUAAUCUGAGCAUUUGUUGUGAUUGGCCGCGCUCGCGUUGUCCACAGUCCACUGUACUAUUACAAUGCUGGCCACUAAUAAAUUGUCAAAGUAAACUUGUUGACACGUUAAGCGCGUUCGCACCAGUAAAUAAAACUUGUCAUAUGAAAACUUGUCAUAUAAAAUGUGUUGCAUACACACACGUGCACUUGGCAAAUAAAACUUGUCAUAUAAAAACUUGUCAUAGAAAACUUGUUCGUCUGUAACCGGCUUUAUAGUCUUGGUGUACGUGCUUAGCAGUGUGGAAUAAACGAAAGAUUUUGCACGAAAGUAAUGCCUCGGUCAAACGAGAACAAGAGCCGAAUUGAUGAGAAUUGACUACGUAUUAGGCUACCAGUCAAACGAGGGAAAACUCUCAAAGUUCAUCAUGAUGAAACACGAGAAUGAAAAUUCGCGUCGCGUUACCAAAUCGCGUCCGGUCUGUAUGGACCUUUAGCGGUCAGUCUCAUCAACACUCAUCUGCAAAGUUCCUCGCAGGGGCGUAGCCAGAGGUGCGUGUGUGUGGGAACACCCCCUCCCAUUCAUCACGGACUUGGCAAAUUUCUGCUUGACGCGGCAAAUUGUUUUCGGAUUUAUUUUAUCGGCAAAUUGUUUUCGUAGUCAGCGAAAAUAUUUGAGUGGCUCGGAAUAAAAAGUAUUAGUAUAAUUACAUAGGUGAUUAUUGAAAAUUCUCCACGCUGAUUGGUUGCCGUUGAGGUGAUUAUUACGCGAUAAUCACCUAAGCGAUUUUCAAAAUGGCGGCCGAAGCCUUUUUGUCAAUUAAAUGACAAAGAAAUGUGUAUUUUCUUAUUUUUUUCCAAAUAAUCACCUAUGAAAUUAUACUAAAACAAUUAUUCACCUCGGGCUCGGUGAUUAUCGUGUGAUAAAAAUCUCGACUUCGUCUCGGUUUUUAUUCACCGAUAAUCACCUCGCCUUCGGCGAAUAAUUGUUAAAUAGUUACACCUCCCCGCUCGCCAACAAUUUUGGGAAAAAUGUUAAUUAGAGAUUAUUAAAUAUUAAUUAACCAUUGACGUGCGUUGUCGCAAAGAUUUAUUUUCCCAACCUCAUACCCAGGGCCUUUGCUCUGAACCGCGCAAAGGCCCUGGGUACGAGGUUGGUCUUUUCCCAUCUUCUCAGACAUGUUAUUUUGGGAAGCAUGCGCGAAAAAUGUUCAAUAUUAUAAGGUGUAGAAAUGAUUUUUCUCUUAUUUUCUGAUAUGACAUGUAUUCAUGUAAAACGUAUAGAAGAACAAAAAUAUAAAGUAAAAAAGUAGGGUCACGGACCUUCUUAAAGAGAUAAAGGGUCAGUUAAACAUGCAACAUGAUGUGGUUUAGAAUGUUAGUUGAACAAAGAACCCUGAGCCAAAGUUCUGUUAUUUUUUAGGAAUAUUUCCUGAAGCACGCCUAAUCAUGCAGAGUGUUUUUCUCUUUGCCCUUACUCUUUCUUUAUCACUUUACAUUGCAGUUCGACUACAUAUAUUAGCUAGAAUUUGCUAUCAGAUUUGCGCAGUAAAAGUACGCAACUGAUGAAUCACCAAGUUCAAUUCUAUUUUCCAGGUUGUUGAGCAGAAAGAGCUGGUCAUUGCCGAGAUAGAAAACAAGAAACUUCAAGAACAACAGGCAGCUGAGCAAGCGGCAGAAAAACUGGCACAAAAGGAGUCAGAAACAUGUAUUUCACCGAGGAAAGAACAAUGGCAAAGUAUCCUUGAAAUCCCUGAGAUUGCUUCCAUGUCACAAAAAAUGUUCAGAGAUAAUUUAAGCCGCUCUGCCCAGGCCAAUGUCUGAGGAGAUAUCCACCCUAGGCUUGUGUGACAUUAGUCUGCUACACGCGCGAAAAUCUCACAUCUUGUCCCAAGUUGUCCACAAGUUUGUAACAACUUGUCAACAGUUGUAACAAACUUGUUGAUAUUAUCAGACUUGUCGCAAAGUUGUUCCAACAAGUCCGAUACAGUCAUGAUAAAACAUUGUUACAACCUGUUGUCGUCAACCUUGUAACAUUCUUGUUAUAUUAUGACUGUAUCAAACCUGUUAAAGCAACCUUGUAACAAGUCUGAUAAUGCCAUCAAGUUUGUUACAAGUUGUCAAGAGCUUGAUUCAAACUUGAUACAACAACUGGGAACAGGCAGACUUAGUGCAACAACUCAGUGUUUGCAGACCUGUAUAUUUGCACUGCUUGUUGACAAGUUGUCAACGGCUUGUUGACAACUUGCUACAAGGUUGUUGAACUCAACAGAAUUGCUACAAGUUGUUCCAACAACUUGUUAUCGUCCUGCAAUUCACCAAUUUGUCAACAGGUUGUGAGUGACAACCUUGUAGCAACUUGAUAAAAUAACAGCGUUGUUACAACUUGUUGACAAACUUGCGAACACAUCUUCUUGACAAGCUGUGAAAUUUUUACGUGUAAACGAUCUCACACGUAAAAACGCACAAGUUGUUAUUGUUACAAAUCUGUUCACAAGCUGUCGACAAGUUGUGUUCGCACUGCUUGUUCCCAGUUGUUGUAACAAGUUUGGAACAAGCUGUUAACAACUUGUAACAAGCUUGAUGGCAUUAUUAUCAGACUUGUAGCUUGUUACAAGGUUGUUCUAACAAGUCUGAUACAGUCACGAUAUAACAACAAUAUUGGACCAAGAUAUCUAUGUAUUGGACUUGUUGGUACAACUUUGCAACAAGUCUGAUAGUAUCAACAAGGUUGUUACAAGUUGUUAACGGCUUGUUCCAAGCUUGUUGAUAACUGGGGACAAGCAGUGCGAACACAACUUGUUGACGGCUUGUUGGCAGACUUGCUACAAGAUGCGAAAUUUUUACGUGUGUAGGGCAUAGAUAUAAUAAAUAUGGCGUAGGGCCUUCUAUUCAUAUAUCAGCGCUUCCCUUCGUGACGUCAUUGAAGUCGAAAUAGAAAUUUAUCAAUUUAAAGUUUUCAAACGUGGCUGUUUCAACUACAAGGAAGAAGUUAUUUCGCUGACCUCAGAAUGACAUUUCGUCAAAACUUUUUUCUUCAAGAUUGGUUUAGAAACAAACUUGAAGUAGGGUUAGGUGAUAGGGUUAGGAUUAUGGUUAGAGUUUGGAAUAGGGUUUAGUGUUAGUGAAACUGUUGCUUUGUUACGUUUUGUCACUCUGAGGCCAGCGAAAUAACCUCUUCCCAACUAUAAACACAAAACAUUCGUACUACAUUUUCUUUGUCAAAAAUAUAUUUAAUUUCACCAAAUUAUUUUCCAAUACCUAUUUACAAAAAUGUAUACGAACAACUAUUUUACAGAAGUGAAAUUAAAAGUAAAACCUAUUUCUUUAAUGGUACUAUACAUGUACAUACUACAUGUCUGUGAAAUAAACUGACGCUAACAUACAAGUAACAAGUUCACCGUAGCUCAUAUCAGUAUAUAAAUAUUUUGCAAUUAUAUUUUUAGUUUAGAAUAAUCUGUAUUUUAUAUUUAUAUUUUUAACUGUAACACAAUUUUACGAUACUCUUUUUGCCAUACUACAACGUACAAAGUCUACAAAACUGUCAACAGCUUUAACAAAAUACUAUAUUAUGACUAAACCUUUUCAGAUUAAGUUGAACAAAGGCAAAGCUUCUAACUAACUAGAGUGGUUAGAUAUUCAUGGCUUUGUCAAUACUUUUUUGCCAACACGGCAACAGCCACAUGUUUGACUAGUAGUAUUUUCAUAAACAGUCCUACCGUACUAAAAUGUUUUGACUUAAAUACUUUCCCACAUUUUUAAGUUUAAAUUAGAGGGUAUCUUAAAUUAAUAAACUAAUGUAUACUCUUAGAGUAUAAAAUAGCAGUUUUAUGAUAAACCACUCAUAAAGAAGUACUGGUCAAAAUUUUACCCAUUGAAGGGCAGGUAACUUGUUUUACAUAAUCUAAUACUUAUCUUAUCUUUAAUAUGCCAAAUGAUUCUAUUUGCUUUUGGUAAAAAUGUCUUUCCUAUAGAUCUUAUGUUCCUAUUUUAUUGACAUAAUAAAUUAAGAUUGGGAAGCUAUAAUCAUUGGCAGGUAGGCUCUUGUGGUACAUCAGUUGAUGUUUAGUAAUGAGCAUCAGGGUCACCGUGAGAUUGGGCGGGGGGCCGGGGGCACAGGACAAAGUGCCCUCUCUGAACAGACCUGCUAAGCAUUCACUACAUUGCAAUUUAGUAAACGUCACCAAUGUCUCAAGUUUCAGUUCUGUACCAUAAUAGAUACGAUAAUCAUCAUUCACCACCAUUUAUCAGUACACAGCACCAACAACUUUGAGAAUCUAUGCCAACCAAUUGACUGCAGUAUGACUGGCAUUUUCGAUUUCUGGAGCUCACACAAAACUUUGAUAUCACUUCAACCGGGUCUUCUAAAAACAACCAUCAAUAAUUCUUCUUCCGUUGACAAGCUAUUAAUUUCCUCAUGGUGUAGCCAAUGGACUUUCUCCUAGUUUACCACUGUCAUUUGAUCUCUUACUCAAGUGUGAAUUAUCGUUCAAUAGUAAACUCUCGACAUGGAUAUUAUUCAGCAGGUCAUCGGUUCUUUCCACGGUAAUUCUAAACACUGACAUCCCUGUGUACGAGGAAUCCCAAUUCACUCUACGACCAGAUCGUCUCGGCAACUGGCAUCCCAGCUCAGAACAAAAGUACCGUAGCAUUUCUCUGAUCAAUCCUUUGUGGCUAACCACAAGAACAUUCGCAGGGUCUUUUGAAGAAGCACUGUCUAUAACAUCGACAUCACAGCUAUUUCGACUACUGCUUUCACAAUGGUCGUCUUCGGCGUCGUAACUUUGUGCCUGUUCUGUCCGAUGCAACAUUACGUCGCAUAUUUCUAAGAAAAAGUCUUCGGCUCUGUGACGGAUAUCCUCUAAUGUUUCAAGUUUAUUUAGCAACGAAUUGUUUAUAUUUUCGACGCCUUCUUUUUCAUCUAGUAAUCUCUGCAAAGUACAAUGCAAACCGUUAGAAACUUUUAUCUUUAUACUGAAUAAUUGACAAGAAAAAGAAUCAAUUUCACAGAAUGAAGCAAAAAAUUUUAGGGAAUUGCCUUUCCGUGUACAAAAAAAGGUACAUUCGAAUUGCAACGACCACAUGUAUCGGCCAGCUAGACUUUACACAUGGUCAAUCUGUAAACAAGUUGAAAACACAAACAAAUUUUGAACAACUAAAAUAAGGAUUUUGUCAACAACUGGAAGUGAACAUUGAACAGCAGCACUUACAAGUUCUUCCAGUCGCGGGUCUUCGUGUAUGGGUAAGGAUGAACAUGAUCUGUUGUGGUUGGCAAUCACUACGGCUGUCUAA